Vicugna pacos (alpaca) is the source of this 2854-nucleotide messenger RNA. NCBI's taxonomy places the organism in Eukaryota, Metazoa, Chordata, Mammalia, Artiodactyla, Camelidae. The record is from RefSeq and is a predicted model, not a curated record.
GCCGGCAGACUGGCCUUCCGAGUGGACAGGCCCUGGCGGAGCCUCAGGAAGCCCGAGAGCCACAAGCUGGAGCUGCCUCGCCCGCCCCGCCCGCCCUGCGGGUGGGGGCUACGCGACUGCCGAGGGGGAAGAAGGCCGAGCAGUUCCCGUGGCUAAAGCCGCGCUGCAAGGCGAGUUGCAGCAGCAGCAGCUUCAGCAGUUGCAGCAGCAGCAGUUGCAGCAGCAGCAGUUGCAGCAGCUCCAGCAGCUGCUCCAGCAGUCCCCACCGCAGGCCCCACUGCCCAUGGCCGUUGGCAGGGGGCUCCCCCAGCAGCAGCCACAGCUGCAGUUCCUGAAUCUCCAGGGCAUCAGCUCAGCCUCCCUCCUCAACGGCUCUGUGCUGCAGAGAGCUUUGCUUCUGCAGCAGUUGCAAGGACUGGACCAGUUUGCAAUGCCACCAGCCACGUAUGACAGUGCCGGCCUCACCAUGCCCACGGCAACAUUGGGUAACCUCCGCAGCUACAACCUGGCAACCCCAAACCUGACAGCCCCUAGCCUCACACCUCCCCAGAUGGCCACCCCAAAUCUACAGCAGUUCUUUCCCCAGGCCACUCGGCAGUCCUUGCUGGGCCCUCCUCCUGUCGGGGUCCCCAUAAACCCCUCCCAGCUCAACCUUUCAGGGCGGAACCCCCAGAAACAGGCCCGGACCUCCUCCUCCACGACCCCUAAUCGCAAGGAUUCUUCUUCUCAGACGAUGCCCGUGGAGGACAAGUCAGACCCCCCCGAGGGGUCUGAGGAAGAUGCAGAACCCCAAACAGACACACCCGAAGACCAAGACUCCCCCCACUGCCCAGAUGGCAUCGCUAAGGAGAAAGACACUCCAGCACCUAAGCCCGAGUCUUGUGAGGCAACUGAGCCACCCGCUAAGAGGUCAAAGAGCUCAGAGGAGCCCACAGAUCAGGGGCCUCCAGGGCAGCUGCAGGCAAAGGUCCAGCCACAGACCCGGUUAAGAACACCGAAGCAGACGCAGACACCCGAGCUGCUGUCUGAGCCACUGGAAGCCCGAGUGCUGCCACGAUUCCAGCCACGGGUUCUGCAGAUCCAAGCCCAGGUGCAGCCGCAGACUCAGCCACAGAUGCUGCCAUUGGAUGCCCAGGUGCAGCCAAAGUUGCAGAAGCAGGCGCAGACACAGACCUCUCCAGAGCUCUUAGUGCCGCAGCAGGUACGGCUGCAGCUGCAGAAGGAGGCAGAGCCACCAAAACAGAUGCAGCCACAGUCACAUUCACAGCCCCCAAGGCAGGCGCAGCCACAGCUGCAGAAGCAGGCACAGACGCAGACGUAUCCCCAGGUCCAGACAGAAGCACAGCCAAGGGUCCGGCCCCUGGAGCAGCCACCGGAACAACCUCCAGUGUGGCCACUGGAGCCGGCCCAGAGACAGCCUCAGACCCAGCCACAGGUGUCGAUGCCGGCGUCAGAGAAAACACCGGUUCUGGUUCACUCCACAGUGCUGGAGACGCCGCCCAACAUGGUAGAAGCUGGAGCAGGCCCGGAGGAGGCCUCACAGGAGCCAGUGGGCACAGAGGUCAGCAUGGAGGACAGCCAGGAGGAGUUGAUCGGUGGCCUGGAUGUGGGAGAAUGUGAAAAAAGAGCCAGAGAGAUGCUAGGGGUGUGGGGUGCCGGGGGCUCCCUGAAGGUCACCAUCCUGCAGAGCAGUGACAGCCGGGCCUUUAGCACUGUACCCCUCACACCUGGGCCUCGGCCUGGUGAUUCCACCUCCGCGACUCCUGCCGCAGCCAGCACACCCUCCAAGCAGGCCCUUCAGUUCUUCUGCUACAUCUGCAAGGCCAACUGCAGCAGCCAGCAGGAGUUUCAGGAUCACAUGUCGGGGGCCCAGCACCAGCAGCGGCUCGGAGAGAUCCAGCACAUGAGCCAAGCCUGCCUCCUGUCCCUGCUGCCUGUGCCCCGGGAUGUCCUGGAGAGAGAGGACGAAGAGCCUCCACCCAGGCGCUGGUGCAACAUCUGCCAGCUCUACUACAUGGGGGACCUGAUCCAGCACCGCAGGACGCAGGACCAUAAGAUCGCCAAGCAGUCCCUGCGACCUUUCUGCACUGCUUGCAACCGCUACUUCAAGACCCCCCGUAAGUUUGUGGAGCAUGUGAAGUCCCAGGGGCACAAGGACAAAGCCAAGGAGCUGAAAAUGCUUGAGAAGGAGAUAGCCGGCCAAGAUGAGGACCACUUCAUCACAGUGGAUGCUGUGGGCUGCUUUGAGGGCGAUGAAGAAGAGGAGGAAGAUGACGAUGAUGAAGAAGACAUCGAGGUUGAGGAGGAAUUCUGCAAGCAGGUAAGAACCAGGGAUAUAUCCAUAGAGGAGUGGAAAGACUCGGAGACCUACAGCCCCAACACCGCAUACGGUGUGGACUUCCUGGUGCCAGUGAUGGGCUACAUCUGCCGCAUCUGCCACAAAUUCUACCAUAGCAACUCGGGGGCGCAGCUCUCCCACUGCAAGUCCUUGGCCCACUUUGAGAACCUGCAGAAAUACAAGAAGGCCAAGAACCCCAGCCCCACUACCAGGCCCGUGAGCCGCCGGUGUGCAAUCAACGCUCGGAACGCCUUGACUGCUCUGUUCACCUCCAGUGGCCGCACACUCACCCAGCCCAGCACCCAGGACACAGCUAAAACCCCCAGCAAGGUGACGGCCCAACCCCCUCAGCCCCCACUCCCCCGGCGCUCCAGCCGCCUCAAAAGCUGAGGGAGGGGCCGCCUCCCACCCGCCCCAUCUGAGUCCAGAUCUGCUACGUUUUAGGAGUCUGUGCAGAGACUUUGACAUGGUUGAUUUUACUCAAAAUCCAAUAAAAGAAGGUAGUUUGGCUGUAUA